Molecule: messenger RNA, 642 nt
Organism: Anopheles coustani
Lineage: Eukaryota; Metazoa; Arthropoda; Insecta; Diptera; Culicidae
Gene: RpS15
Product: small ribosomal subunit protein uS19
Exons: 1
Coding region: 118-567 (149 amino acids)
Biological process (GO): translation; ribosomal small subunit assembly
Cellular component (GO): cytosolic small ribosomal subunit; ribosome
Molecular function (GO): structural constituent of ribosome; RNA binding
Source: RefSeq, a predicted model, not a curated record
GUCAAAACCUUCUUUCCCUUCCGGACUCUUCGAAGGAGUACGAGUGUCGCGUAAAACCUCGCGAAAUUUCGGAUAAUUUGGGAGUUUCUGAUCCACUGAACGAUCUGAACGCCAACCAUGGCUGACCAAGCGCCCGAGGAUGGAACCAAGAAGAAGCGUACUUUCCGUAAAUUCACCUACCGCGGGGUGGAUCUGGAUCAGCUGCUGGACAUGAAGCAGGAGGCCCUGAUGGAGCUGAUGCACAGCCGGGCCAAGCGGCGUUUCAAGCGCGGCCAGCGCAGGAAGCCGCAGGCGCUGAUCAAGAAGCUGCGAAAGGCGAAGAAGAACACUCCCCCGAAUGAGAAGCCGGCCUGUGUGAAGACCCAUCUGCGUAACAUGAUCAUCGUCCCGGAGAUGGUCGGUUCCACCGUGGGAAUCUACAACGGCAAGACCUUCAACCAGACGGAAAUCAGACCCGACAUGAUCGGUCACUAUCUGGGCGAGUUCUCGAUGACGUACAAGCCCGUCAAGCACGGUCGUCCCGGUAUUGGUGCCACGCACAGCUCGCGUUUUAUUCCGCUGAAGUAAAAGUGCAAAUUGCGUGUGGUGUUUAUUUUCCAUCAAAAGCGCGUUGAAAAUACAAUACCAAUUGUAAACAAACUA